This is a messenger RNA of Colletotrichum karsti, 1845 nucleotides long. Its product is annotated as dihydroxy-acid dehydratase. Gene Ontology annotation, cellular component: mitochondrion. The transcript has 5 exons. The record is from RefSeq and is a predicted model, not a curated record. Lineage: Eukaryota; Fungi; Ascomycota; Sordariomycetes; Glomerellales; Glomerellaceae. Bases 1 to 1845 code for a protein of 614 amino acids. Gene Ontology annotation, biological process: branched-chain amino acid biosynthetic process. Gene Ontology annotation, molecular function: dihydroxy-acid dehydratase activity.
AUGAGCGCCGAGCAAGCAGGCCAGGUCCCCAGCGACCACGACGACACCGCCUACAAGGACAGCCACGACUACCUCCAGUUCAAGACACUGCCACCCGGAGGCCCGUUGAACCGCUGGUCGCACACCAUCACGAGGGAACAUGACUUCCCCGGCGCACAGGCCAUGUUGUACGGCGCGGGCGUGCCCAACCGGGACAUGAUGAAGAAUGCGCCUCACGUCGGCAUCGCGACGGUGUGGUGGGAGGGUAACCCGUGCAAUACACAUCUCCUUGAGUUUGGAAGAAUUGUGAAAAAGGCCGUGGAGAAGCAGGGCAUGCUCGGAUGGCAAUUCAACACCGUGGGCGUAUCGGAUGCCAUCACAAUGGGAGGAGAAGGCAUGCGAUACUCCCUCCAGACCCGCGAAAUCAUCGCCGAUAGCAUCGAGUCCGUCACCUGCGCCCAGCACCACGACGCCAACAUCUCCAUCCCGGGCUGCGACAAGAACAUGCCCGGCACCAUCAUGGCCGCGGCCCGCCACAACCGCCCCUUCAUCAUGAUCUACGGCGGCACCAUCAUGAAGGGCCACUCCGAGCUCCUCGAGAAGCCCAUCAACAUCAGCACCUGCUACGAGGCCCGCGGCGCCUUCACCUACAACCGGCUGCACGCCAAAUGCAACCCCGGCGCCGAGGGACGCACCCCCUCCGACGUCAUGGAGGACAUCGAGCGCCACGCCUGUCCCGGCGCCGGCGCCUGCGGUGGCAUGUACACGGCCAACACCAUGGCCACCGCCAUCGAGGCCAUGGGCCUCUCGCUGCCGGGUUCGUCGUCCUACCCGGCCCUGUCUCCCGAGAAGUCCCGCGAGUGCGAGCGCGCGGCGGAGGCCAUCAAGAUCGUCAUGGAGAAGAACAUCCGCCCGCGGGAUCUCAUGACCCGCGCCGCGUUCGAGAACGCCCUCGUGCUGACCAUGAUCCUUGGCGGCUCGACGAACGGCGUGCUUCACUUCCUGGCCAUGGCCAACACCGCAGACGUGCCCCUGACCCUCGAUGAUAUCGACCGCACCAGCAACCGCAUCCCCUUCAUCGCAGACCUGGCGCCUUCAGGGAAGUACUACAUGGAAGACCUCUACAGAGUCGGCGGGACACCGUCGGUUAUCAAAAUGCUCGUGGCCGCCAACCUGAUCGACGGCUCCAUCAUGACCGUGACAGGCAAAACCCUCGGUGAGAACGUCGCAGACUGGCCUUCCCUAGACCCCAACCAGAAGAUCAUCCGCCCUCUCUCCGACCCGAUCAAAAAGACAGGCCACCUGCGCAUCCUCCGCGGAAACCUCGCCCCCGGCGGCGCCGUCGCGAAAAUCACCGGCAAAGAAGGCCUCUCCUUCACCGGCGCGGCCCGCGUCUUCGACAAGGAGCACGAGCUCGACGUCGCUUUGUCCGAGGGCUCCAUCCGGCGCGAGGACGGCAACCUCGUCCUCAUCGUGCGGUACGAGGGACCCAAGGGCGGCCCGGGAAUGCCGGAGCAGCUGCGCGCGAGCGCGGCCAUCAUGGGCGCCGGGCUGGACAACGUGGCUCUCGUGACGGACGGACGGUACAGCGGUGCGUCGCACGGCUUCAUCGUCGGCCACGUCGUCCCUGAGGCGGCUGUAGGCGGGCCCAUUGCUCUCGUGCGGAAUGGCGACAGGGUGACGAUUAAUGCUGAGACGAACCGUAUUGAUGCGAUUGACGUCGACGAGGCCGAGUUCGAGAGGAGGAGGGCGGAGUGGAAGGCUCCGUUGCCCCAUGUGAGAAGGGGCGCGUUGGGCAAGUAUGCUCGUCUGGUGGGUGAUGCCAGCCACGGCGCGGUGACGGACCAGGCGGAUCCCUCGUGGUAA